CAUCUGCAGAGCUCGAGACGCUUCUGGAGCAGGCUGGAUGACGCCAUGAGCUCGCUUCGUGUGUGAUGGAGGUAAUGUUUUGGUAGGAACCGCUACCGUAGGCAGAUGUCGCUUCAAGUGAGGAGCCUGAACACGACCAUGAAGCUGCUGUUUGUGGUGACGCUCCUAAUGCGCGAGGCGUUGUGCGGAUCUCCGAGCGUCCAGAUCGGUGGUUUAUUCCCCAGGGGUGCAGAUCAGGAGUACAGUGCAUUCAGAGUCGGCAUGGUUCAGUAUGGGAUGGCAGAUUUUAGACUGACUCCACACAUAGAUAACCUGGAGGUGGCCAACAGUUUUGCUGUCACCAACUGCUUCUGUUCCCAGUUCUCUCGAGGUGUCUACGCCAUUUUUGGCUUCUACGACAAGAAGUCUGUAAACACCAUCACAUCCUUCUGUGAGACGCUACACGUCUCCUUCAUCACACCUUCUUUCCCAGCAGAAGGAAUGAAUCAGUUUGUUCUCCAGAUGAGGCCGGACAUCAAGGGGCCACUAGUUUCGUUAGUGGAGUACUACAAAUGGGAAAAGUUUGCCUAUCUAUACGACAGUGAUAGAGGUCUUUCUACUCUCCAGGUAAUACUAGACACUGCAGCAGAGAAAAAAUGGGUUGUCACAGCGAUAAAUGUUGGAAACCUCAAAGAUGAGAGGAAGGAUGAAGCCUACCGCUCCCUGUUUCAGGACCUGGAGAUCCGUAAGGAGCGGCGCAUAAUCCUUGACUGUGAACAAGACAAAGUCAAAGACAUCAUGGAGCAGGUGAUAACAAUAGGCAGGCACGUGAAGGGAUACCACUAUAUUAUCGCCAAUUUGGGUUUUGUAGAUGGAGACCUCUCAAAAAUCCAGUAUGGAGGAGCGAAUGUGUCUGGGUUUCAGAUAGUAGAUUUUGAUGAUCCUGUGGUGGUAAAGUUUGACCAACGAUGGGAGGCCCUUGAAGAGAAGGAGUAUCCUGGAGCAGACACACGGAUCAGAUACACCUCUGCCCUCACCUAUGAUGCUGUCCAUGUGAUGACUGAUGCGUUCCGCUUCCUUCACAAGCAGAGAAUAGAUAUGAGUCGUCGCGGCAACAGUGGGGACUGUCUUGCCAAUCCAGCCGUUCCCUGGGCACAGGGGGUGGAGAUUGAACGUGCACUAAAACAGGUGCGUGUAGAUGGCUUAACUGGGAACAUUCAGUUUGACCAGUAUGGAAAAAGAAUCAACUACUCAGUGACAGUCAUGGAGCUGAAGAACAAUGGACCUGUUAAGAUUGGAUAUUGGAAUGAGGUGGAUAAGAUGGUGGUGACAAAGUCGGACCUCUACCCCAACGACACCAUGGGAAUGGAGAACAAAACAGUCAUCGUCACAACUAUACUGGAAGCCCCGUAUGUGAUGCUGAAGAAGAAUGCUGAGUUGUUUCAAGACAAUGAUCGUUAUGAAGGAUACUGUGUUGACCUGGCUGCAGAGAUUGCAAAACACUGUGGUAUACGCUACCAGCUAAGGAUUGUGGGAGAUGGCAAAUACGGAGCAAGAGAUGCAGAAACCAAGAUCUGGAAUGGUAUGGUUGGAGAGCUGGUUUAUGGGAAAGCAGACAUAGCAGUUGCUCCUCUGACAAUCACCCUUGUUCGUGAGGAAGUGAUAGAUUUCUCCAAACCUUUCAUGUCUUUGGGAAUCUCCAUUAUGAUCAAGAAGCCACAGAAAUCCAAACCUGGAGUAUUCUCUUUUCUGGACCCACUGGCUUAUGAGAUCUGGAUGUGCAUUGUCUUCGCCUAUAUCGGAGUUAGUGUUGUGCUCUUUCUGGUAUCCAGAUUCAGCCCCUAUGAGUGGACUCUAGAGGAGCCAGAGGACGGAGCGUUGCCACUGACAACCGAAUCCACCAAUGAGUUUGGGAUAUUUAACUCCCUGUGGUUCUCUUUGGGCGCUUUCAUGCGGCAGGGUUGUGACAUCUCGCCAAGAUCUCUGUCAGGUCGUAUAGUGGGAGGUGUGUGGUGGUUUUUCACUCUGAUCAUCAUCUCGUCAUACACGGCCAACCUUGCUGCUUUCCUGACAGUGGAGAGGAUGGUUUCUCCCAUUGAGAGCGCUGAAGACCUUGCUAAACAGACAGAGAUAGCAUAUGGAACACUGGACUCUGGAUCCACCAAGGAGUUCUUCAGGCGUUCUAAAAUCGCCUUGUUUGACAAGAUGUGGCAGUACAUGAAAUCAGCUGAACCUUCCGUCUUUGUCAAGAAAACAUCGGAGGGUGUCCUGCGUGUCAGGAAGUCCAAAGGGAAGUACGCCUACCUGCUGGAGUCCACCAUGAAUGAGUACAUCGAGCAGAGGAAACCUUGCGAUACUAUGAAAGUGGGAGGAAACCUGGACUCUAAAGGCUAUGGCAUCGCCACGCCCAAAGGAUCCCCAUUAAGAAAUGCUGUGAACCUGGCGGUGUUAAAGUUGAACGAGCAGGGGCUACUGGACAAACUGAAAAACAAGUGGUGGUAUGACAAGGGAGAAUGCGGCAGCGGAGGAGGGGAGAGCAAGGAGAAGACCAGCGCCCUGUCUCUCAGUAACGUAGCAGGAGUUUUCUACAUCCUGGUUGGAGGCCUGGGUCUGGCCAUGAUGGUGGCGCUGGUAGAGUUCUGCUACAAGAGCCGUGCUGAGGCUAAAAAAAUGAAGAUGAAAUUCACAGAUGCAAUGCGCUCCAAAGCUCGUCUAUCCAUCACAGGAUCGACCAGCGAGAAUGGUCGUGUCCCGGUGGCUUACCUCCGUCCAGGAUUACCCAUGAGCCUCAGCAUGACUGAUCUAUCCUGACCACACCUGAGCCAGUGCCUUACAGCCAAUUGACACACAUCUUCUCUUCCCCUCUGAAAGUGAGUGGAAAUGUUUGUCAUGUCCUCCAGUGACCAAUUACCACUCAACAUGGCUGAUCUGCCCUGAUUUUCAAUCCGGAGUUUAGUCAAUCAUAUCUCUCUGAGGACUUCUGAUAUCGCUCUUCGAUCUAGCUCGGAAAGACUGGACAGACGUUGUUCCCCCACCAACCACUGUCAGGCUAUACCAAAGACCAGCCCACCUACCAAGUGAACCACUUGACCAUCAGUGAGAAAGAUGGCUGGUCAAUUACAAAUUCAUGAAAAACAAUCAAGCACAGUAGACAGUUUUCUAAACAAACACACAUCAUUGUUUGGUAGAUUUUUGCCUUGAAGGCUUUAGAAAAUAAGGACAACAGUGAUGUUGUCAUAAAUGCAAUAACAACAUUAAUCAGGGAUGUGAUCAGGAAUUGUGGGUAUUUAAGCAUAAUCUUGGUUUGAAUGAGUUCAAGUGCAAUGAAGAAAAACUGAUGUCCUGAAAAUUGCAUCCAUGAAAUAAUAGUAAUUGUGAUAGCAGAUAAUGAUAAUGAUGUUAUUGUUCUUAAUUGUUUUCCUUAUUUCUGCCUGAAAAUCCUUAAUUAGUAGAUAUUUUUUACCAGACCCAAGAGAUGCAUGUACUGACACACACACACACACACACCAGUAUGACCACAUACACUAUACACAGGGAUGGGUAGGAAGGAUUAAAAAUAUAUGUUAAUACGAAAUAAUCGCAAAUAAUUGUCAAGUCCCUUUGUGUAGGAUUUGACACUUUGACACUCAGUGGCUUACUAUCGUAAAUUAAUUAGAUGGAUUAAAUGAUCAAAAAAGACAAUAAACAUAAACUUCUCAAGUAUUCUGACACAAAUCUAAUAGUUUCUGAUAAAUUAGCUUUUGGUUAUGGGUGUUGCUACUGUGCUUUUGAGUUUAACAGAAUCCUAUUAAUAUGUUUUGUAGUGGCUAAAGUUUAGUACUAGUUUACAUGUUGCCUUGUUUAUGGGUAAUAGCUUUGCAUUCAAAAUAACUGGUUUGUCUGUGUCAAGCACACAGCUCUACCACCAUAUGAUAGCCAGACUGCAUAUUGGGAAAGGGCUUUCUAUCCAUUCUAGGUCAUGUAAAGAUAGUUAACCUAUGUUUACCAAAACAGAAUUAACACCAUUACAUUUAGUGCUUUUGUAUCAGCCACAGACAAAAAAACACUGGACCUGGAUUUAGUCCUCAUCUGUGAAUAUUGACAGGGAUGUGGUGAUGUUUAAAUUGGGUGGAAUAUAAGAGAAACACACUCAUAAACACAGAGCCUGCAAUGAAAACCUGCCAUAUGUCAAUAUACAGUCAAUUAAUUGUGGCAGCAUUGUCAGGUUAGGGGUUAUUUUAUUGUUUAAUGUUUAUUUAUAGAAACAAGUAUGUAGAAUAAACCAAUACUACAUCCCACAGCAUUAGCCUAUGCUAAUUUAAGUCCCUGUCCCUAGAUUUGCCUUUAAAAUUCAUAAAAUUAUACAACAAAUACACAAGAAACAGUACAAAAAUCAGAACCCAACAAGAAAAUGCAGACAAAACAAUACAAGACACAAUCCAGGACAAUAAAGCACCAUAAAACAAGAAGCACCGCAUUAUUCUUGACAAAAUGACUGAUCCCUCCUCAAAAGGUUAGUUAGUGUGAGUUUGAGUUUGAAGUAAUCAGUCAGCAUCUAGUUUGAGUUCUGUUGAAUGAGGUAAGUAAUUCUGAAUGUUGAUCCCAGAAGAUAAAAGGCUGUUAGUCCACAUAAGGAUCUAGGUAAGGGUGGGUUGAUAACGAGCCCGGAGCUCUCAGUGGACCCAUAAGGUCCCUGAGCACCUGGGGAGUCUGGUUAUAUAGGCAUCAUAGAUUAGUUUAAGAUUAGCAAAUUUAUUAAAAUGAUCAAAUCCUAACAUAUUUAAUUUCUCAUAACAUGGCAAUGAUGUGGUUUUAUCAACUUCACGAGGGCUUCCCAAAUUAUAUUUGCUUGAUUAUCAAUCAACAUAUUGGUGUAACCAAUCAUGGUUACACAAUGACCUAAAUGUGCAAA
Molecule: messenger RNA, 4870 nt
Organism: Centropristis striata (black sea bass)
Lineage: Eukaryota; Metazoa; Chordata; Actinopteri; Perciformes; Serranidae
Product: glutamate receptor 2-like
Exons: 19
Coding region: 106-2790 (894 amino acids)
Biological process (GO): modulation of chemical synaptic transmission; synaptic transmission, glutamatergic; monoatomic ion transport
Cellular component (GO): dendritic spine; AMPA glutamate receptor complex; plasma membrane
Molecular function (GO): AMPA glutamate receptor activity; transmitter-gated monoatomic ion channel activity involved in regulation of postsynaptic membrane potential
Source: RefSeq, a predicted model, not a curated record